Penicillium chermesinum is the source of this 1212-nucleotide messenger RNA. Its product is annotated as serum paraoxonase/arylesterase family protein. Lineage: Eukaryota; Fungi; Ascomycota; Eurotiomycetes; Eurotiales; Aspergillaceae. Bases 1 to 1212 code for a protein of 403 amino acids. The transcript is spliced from 4 exons. The record is from RefSeq and is a predicted model, not a curated record.
AUGGGUUCGCUUCGAUCCGUGCUCAACCUGAGCUUGCUUGCGGGCUUUGCCGCAUUCGUGGUCCCCGUAGUCGUCCACUUCCUCACGGUCUUCGGUCCCUUCCUUGUACCAAAGCCCACAGUUCUGGGCGAGGGACAAGGCCCCAUUUAUAUCCAAGAUACGGUUCAUUGCGAGGAUGUUCACCAUUACCUCCCGGCAAAUUUGCUUUUCACCGCGUGCGAGGAUGUGAAAGAGACGCGCUUCAAGUGGUUCCCAGGUCUAGGACACUACUUGGAGCCUCAGCCUCCCGCUCGUGGCUCUAUCCACGUUGUUGACCCAACGACGUUUGAGUCGAAGAGACUGGAAUUUGAAAACUUUGAGUCUUCGUUCGUAACUCAUGGCAUUGAUGUCAUUGGAGAUCCCCAGAAAGCGGACGCUGUCUAUAUUUUUGCGGUCAACCAUCUUACCAAUCCCGAGUACUUUGGCACAAGUGAGCCUCCCAAAGGCACGCCCAAAGCUCGCUCGCAGAUUGAGCUAUUCCACCACGUCCUCGGAUCCAACUCGGUGAAGCACAUCCGCUCCAUCAGACACGAGCUCAUCACGACUCCCAACGAUGUCUAUGCCAUCAGCCCCAGCGAGUUCUACGUAACCAAUGACCAUUUCUACCGAGAAGGUCUGAUGCGUAUGCUCGAGGACACUGUAUACAUGGCCAAGUGGUCGAAUAUCAUCCACGUCCAGAUCACCGACUCCAAGGCAAAAGACGCCACAGCCGGCCUCGAAGUCUCCGUUGCGCACGCGGGCCUGCACAACAACAACGGGCUUGGCCACGGCCGCACCGCAAACGAGAUGAGCUAUAUCUCGCCAACUGGUCGCCCGCAAACCACUCCCCUCUCCAUUUCUAUCCACACCACUCUUGCGUUCAAAAGCGCCACUGACAACCCGAGCUACUACACGGAUCCCUACCGUACCGACGCAGAUGAUGCGAGCGGCAUUGUCAUCGCGGGGACUACGAAAGACCCUAACGCUCUGGAUCCACUCAAGGUUUGGUAUGCUCGGCUUGGUAAUAAGGGCUGGGAGCAGAAACUCUUGUUUGAGGAUGAUGGGUCGCGCAUUCGCUCUGCCAGUGCGGCUGUCCUGGUGCCUAUCGCACCGGAGAAUGGCAAGAAGCUCGCCUGGCUGUUCGUGACUGGGUUCAUGUCAGAGAGCAUGGUGGCCGUGCAGGUGGAGUUAUAG